Messenger RNA from Trichoderma virens Gv29-8, 1284 nucleotides. RefSeq lists its product as uncharacterized. The record is from RefSeq and is a predicted model, not a curated record. NCBI's taxonomy places the organism in Eukaryota, Fungi, Ascomycota, Sordariomycetes, Hypocreales, Hypocreaceae. Gene Ontology annotation, cellular component: mitochondrion. Bases 1 to 1284 code for a protein of 427 amino acids. The transcript has 2 exons. Gene Ontology annotation, molecular function: (S)-2-hydroxy-acid oxidase activity; (S)-2-hydroxyglutarate dehydrogenase activity.
AUGCUGGCAAGAAGAGCAACGAGAUUGUUUCGUCUGUCCAGCCAGACUCGCCAUGCCCAGGCCUUGAACUUUAGCUCAACAGCGGCGGUCCAAGCUGAUUUCACUCAUGCGGUAAUCGGCGGAGGCGUAGUCGGCCUCGCAAUCGCCCGCCAGCUCUCUCUCCAGCCAGGCUCCUCCACGGUGCUCAUCGAGCGUCACUCCGCCGUCGGCACAGAGACCAGCUCGCGCAACAGCGAGGUCAUCCACGCCGGCAUCUACUACGGCAAGGACAGCCUCAAGGCGAAGCUCUGCAUCCGCGGCAAGCACCUACUGUACGCGCUCUGCGACAAGCACGGCGUCCCCUACAGGAGGACGGGCAAGUGGCUCGUCGCGCAGAACCACGCGCAGAGGGAGGCCCUGGAGAGGAUCCAUGCGCUCUGCACACAGGAGCUUGGCGUCCCCGUGAGGUGGGUGUCUGGCAAGGAGGUUGAUGAGCGCGGCGAGGGCGUGCUGGCUGCGGCUGGUGCCCUGGAGAGCCUGACGACGGGCAUCGUCGACUCCCACAGCCUGAUGCUCUGCUUGCAGGGCCUCUUCGAGGAAGCCAGCGGCGUGGUAGCCCUGAGCUCCCCCGUCGUGGGCAUCCGCCCGCUCUCCUCGGGAGGACCCUCCUCCUCCUCCUCCUCGUCGCCCCCCGGCAGCGCGGGCUGGGAAAUCGACGUCUCGGACGGGCCCGGCGGCGAUAUCUCCACCAUGACGGCCGAGACCGUGGUCAACGCCGCCGGCCUCGGCUCCGUCGCCGUCCACAACAUGAUUGUGCCGCCCGCGCAGCGCAAGCAGCUCUUCUACGCAAAGGGCAACUACUUCUCCUACUCGGCCUCGCGGCCCAAAAUCUCCCGCCUCAUAUACCCGGCCCCCGAGCCCGGCGCCAGUGGCCUCGGCACCCAUCUCACCCUCGACCUGGCUGGACGGAUCCGCUUCGGGCCGGACGUCGAGUGGGUGGACGACCCCAACGAUCUCACCGUCAACGCCUCACGGCUGCAGCAGGCCGUUGCCGAAAUCCAAAAGUAUCUCCCGGGAGUAGAUACCAGCGCCCUGGUGCCCGACUACGCCGGCAUGCGACCCAAGCUGGCCUCCAAGGGCGCGGCGUCGGCAACAGACAAGGGCUUCGAGGACUUUAUCGUCAGGAAGGAACAAGGAUACGAAGGCUGGGUCAAUCUGCUGGGCAUCGAAAGCCCUGGACUGACAAGCAGCCUUGCCAUUGCCGAAAUGGUGGGCCGGCUUCUAUACGGCCAGGCAAACUCAUAG